GACGCCCCCUUUGAGUAAAUUGAUGAAGGUCUCUGAUGGAUGGAUGACUGCACUUUGCAAAAAACUUACAAUGUGGUGGCCAUGGGUUGCUGAAGGAGAGAUUCCGUUCACUGCUCGCAAUGGAGAGGAGAUAUCUAAAUACAAAGAGCUUGAUCCAACAAGGCGCUUGCUUCUCUUAAAAGCACUUUGUGAAAUUCGAGCAGAUCAAAACGAUGCAGUUUCAUACAUUAAUGAUGCUAUGAAAAGUAACAAAGAAACUUCUUGCUUCCGAAAAGAGAAGAUAGGGGCGAACGGGAAUGUUUCAUACUGGUAUGAUGGAAGUACAAUCUUUGGGUAUAGAUUGUACAGGGAAGUUAAAAAGACGGAGCCUCAAUCAAAAGCCAAGGGGAAAGCACGUUUAACCUUGCCAGCUGUCUGUUCUCACUGGGAAACCCUUGCAUUGGAUUUCAAGGAAUUCCGUGGAGUUGUUGGUACUCUAUUGGCUAGCAAGAUUGCAGCGGAAGUUGCUAUUGGCAAGACUAUCAAUAAUGAUGUCAUUCCUGUUGUGGAGAAAUUUGAAAAGAAGAAAGAAAGGGCACUGAACCGGAAGAAAAGGCAAGAGAUGCUCCUGAGUAGCUUUAGAAGUUCUUGUGCUGGUAUGACUCGCACAUGUCGCAGUCGUAGGCCUGUCAGUUACACUUUUGAUGAAUAUGAUCGUGCUAUCGACGAGGCUAUAGAAAUAACAAAGAGAAGGAAGACAAUUGAGGAGCAAAGCCAGGGGCAGAAGCUUCCAAGACAAACUUUUGGCUCCAAUGGAGGUUCAGAUGUGGAGGGCUCUGUCUCAAAGGACAGUUCAGACGGGAAAGCAAACUCCAUGGGUAGUAACACCGAAGAUGACAAGCUAGAAAAAGCUGGUGAUAAUGGUAAUGAGAAAGAGGAUGAUGAUGAUUAUAGUAGCGAAACAGACGGUGAUGACAACAAUAGUAGCAACUUGGAAAGUUCUGCAGAUGAAAAUGAAAAUUUGAACAAUGACAACCAUAAGAAACACAUGUCGAUGGGAUCACGGCGGAGUAAAAGAUUGGCUGUAGUUGAUAUCCAUCCUGCUGUAAGAAGUGGAAAUUUUGGCACAAAAUAUAGGUUGAGGCAAAGGCCAGUUGUCAACUCUGCCCUUGAAGUUAUUGUGCCUGAUUCAGAGGAUGAUACCUCGUCAGAUGAUACAAUGUAAGCA
Hibiscus syriacus is the source of this 1207-nucleotide messenger RNA. RefSeq names its product DDT domain-containing protein DDR4-like. The transcript is spliced from 9 exons. The record is from RefSeq and is a predicted model, not a curated record. Lineage: Eukaryota; Viridiplantae; Streptophyta; Magnoliopsida; Malvales; Malvaceae. Gene Ontology annotation, biological process: regulation of DNA-templated transcription. Bases 23 to 1204 code for a protein of 393 amino acids. Gene Ontology annotation, cellular component: RSF complex.